This is a messenger RNA of Adelges cooleyi (spruce gall adelgid), 1001 nucleotides long. RefSeq lists its product as uncharacterized. The coding region runs from base 253 to 930 and encodes 225 amino acids. The record is from RefSeq and is a predicted model, not a curated record. The transcript has 3 exons. NCBI's taxonomy places the organism in Eukaryota, Metazoa, Arthropoda, Insecta, Hemiptera, Adelgidae.
UUAAAGCGUUUUAAUAUUGCUCGGAAGUAUAAUGUGCGACUAGCUGUGACCAAGGUGAGGGUGCAGUUCAACUACUUAAAUGUCAAUAGACUCAACGCCAUACUAAGCCGUCCUGGAUGGAGGAAAAUCGACCAUAUCAAAGGCAAACACCAAUGCUCUGCAAAUUCAUUUUCUGGCAAUGAUCUGUUUAUACCCAUCGAAGAACCCGAUAGUUUCUACGUAACCGAAGAAAAUGUCUACGAUAAAUACUCGAUGACGGCUCGGUUGACUGAAUGUGUGUACGCGAAGGCCAUAUUAGAUUAUUUAUCCUUGAUUCGAUUGGUUCUACACUUGAGCUCACGCGAGGGAAAACUUGUGAGUAAUAAGCUUCGUUGCCGAAAGUAUUACCAUAAAAUCCACAAGACGAAAAAUCCGAAAGUUUUGGCACCUCCUCUAAACUACGACAGAUUUUGGGAUAUGCUCGAUUUAGCAUUGGGCAAAAUAGGAAACAUUCACAUUAUGUUUGGCAUUAUGAUUGAUGCGUUGAGUUUUCUACAAGAAUCGUUGAACAAGUUACGCGAAUGCCCGUUAGAUUCAAACAUACAACUAAUAAUGAAAAGUAUGUAUCUAAUUUAUAAUGCGAAGCUAACUGUAGAAGAAUACAACGGAGACAACCGCAAAAAAUACAAUUCAAAAAUUUCGAGAAUUUCCACUACGUUGGAAAUACAUUUUAAAAGAAUUAUAGUAAACAUAUUGAUUCCUUUUACAAACGAAUACUGCGAAAUGCUACAAAGCGCCAACACAAGCGAACCUCAGACUUUAGUCGUGCAUCAUGUCAGUGUAAUUUAUAUCUUCGAAGAAGCUCAAUAUGAAAUUGAAAAACUCAUAAACAAGGUGAUCAAUAAUUACUACCGAGAAUUAGGUUUCCCGAAAGAAGAAAUACUGCUAUAAAAUCACAAAGCGCAAUUUGUUGUGUAACGAACUUGUAAUUUAUUAUUUUUAUUAAAACGGACAAUAACCAA